UGGGGCUCUCUGGCACCUUGGGGCGGCUCCACAGGAAGGAGCUUUGACGCAUUUCUUUCCUCUCGCUUGCCCAGGUUUCGACCAACUUCGCUCGAUCCCUCCGCUUCUCGAGUCCACUUCCAGUUCAAUUUUUUUUUUCUUUAUUGCUCAACCACCAGAUUGGCGCGUGCCGACCAAAGGUUUAGGCACAUGCACCGACAAAUGUGAAACGCGGCGCAAGGUGAACCAGGCACAUGUCCAGCUGGAGCGCAGCGCUCGAACUCGGUGAGCUUGACGUUGAUUCGGCUUUUCGGGACGCCGUAUUUUCCCAACUCCGCGAGAGCUUUGACCGGAUGAACUCUACAACCUCGACCGCAACCCCCUCCCAACAUGCGUUCGAGAAGCGGGCCGCCGACGUGAAGGCGCCCAAGAGCGAUGUCAAUGCUCUAAUUUUGGACUACUUGACAAUGGAAGGGUAUCCGAAGGCUGCCGCCAAGUUUUGUAGGGAAGCAAACUUGCAACCUCAGCAGCCGGACACAUCCAUCCAAACCCGCCAGGACGUCCAGCAUGCCAUCCACAGCGGAAACAUCGCGAGGGCCAUCUCGGCGCUUAACGAGCUCGAUCCAGAGCUCCUGGACAGCGACCCUAAGCUACACUUCUCGCUCCUGCGACUGCAGCUGGUCGAGCUCAUCCGAGAGGCCAAUGGGGGCGACCCCACGGCAGCCAUAACUUUCGCGACUGAGAACUUGGGCCCGCGUGCAGCAGCACAUCGAGAUUUUUUGGGUGAUCUCGAGGAGACCAUGUUGUUAAUUUUUUACCCGCUCGACAAGCUCAAACCAGAGCUCGCAAAGUUGCUCAGCCCAGACCUGCGCCGGAACACGGCCGCCCAGGUCAAUGAGGCGAUGCUGCUGCGGCAGAACCAACGGAGAGAGGCUGCCAUCCGACAGUUGGUGCGCAUGCGGGCAUGGGCGGAGACAUCAGCUCGGUCUCAGAAGAAGGACCUGCCCGAGUCAAUUGAGCUUGGUCUCAAUGGGGACAACGCCGAGUCGGGCGAGAGCGGUCUUGAGCCGAUGAUUACCACAUGAGUAACGGUGUAUGAACCUAGUUUUAUGGCGUUUUGUGUAUUUUGAGGUCUGGUGGGUAUGAGGCAGGGCACGUUUAGGCGUUUAGGGCACGGCACCGGUAGUGGGACCCGGGACAUGGUCACUGCCUUGGGAUGGGUAUGGGUAUACCGGGUGCAUCAUCAUGGCGUUGUCACCUCUGUUCAUUCACAACGGGUGUGAAAUGGAUAGGUCUUUUGUCUGGGCUGGGCAUGAGACCGGAGCACGGAAUGCUCCCGAGCAAUACACAUACACUUGACACAACCCAACCAUUUGCAAACUGAA
Messenger RNA from Chaetomium fimeti, 1364 nucleotides. RefSeq names its product CTLH/CRA C-terminal to lish motif domain-containing protein. The record is from RefSeq and is a predicted model, not a curated record. Gene Ontology annotation, cellular component: cytoplasm; nucleus. Gene Ontology annotation, molecular function: protein binding. Lineage: Eukaryota; Fungi; Ascomycota; Sordariomycetes; Sordariales; Chaetomiaceae. Bases 234 to 1064 code for a protein of 276 amino acids. Gene Ontology annotation, biological process: proteasome-mediated ubiquitin-dependent protein catabolic process. The transcript has 4 exons.